CCCUGGGCAACAUCUGUUCCACACUCAAAAUAUUAACAAGCCCCAGUAGUUCCUUAGUGUACUUAUUAUUUUCCAGAAUUUAAGCUGAAAAAAGUGUUCCCUGCCAGCUCAAAAUCAGUCAUCCCAGAAAACUUGAGCCUGUGCUGUAUACUUUCUCAACUUUUAAAUUAAUAAAGUAAAGGGUUCAUAAUAUAAUAUUUGGGACUUGCGCAAUGUAUACCCAUUUAGUGCAUGUUAAACUUCUUUGCCUUACGUGCUUACAGGUAUUAUUACAAAGUUAACCAUGUUGUGGCAUUUACUUUAUCAGCUUUUCAUGAUGUAAUGAAUUUAUUUUUUGAAGGGGAAGAGAUCUCUUUGGCAGACUUGCAGCAUCUUUGAGGAAUGAUGUUUCCUAUGAUAAAGGGAUGAUUUGCUAUAUAUGGAUGCUAACAUUAGUCAUGUUCUUCCAUCACUGUGCUGCAGUAACAUCCAUGUAUUUGAGGCUUAACACUUCAUGUAAUUUUAAAACAGUUGAUGUUAGCUAGCUAGUAUCAAAUGGGAAGAAUUUUAAGACUUGUCAGAUCAGAGAUAUUAAUAAAGUUGUCUUCAGCUUUUUGAUGGCAGUGCCUGAAACCUAAGUGUGAAUGUUCCUUGAUUCUGAUCAAACUGAAGUCUUUUGUGAUGUCUUCAUUUUCUUCCCCAUGCCUGUGCAUCUGAGAGAGAAUGGAAACCGCUUUCAUAACACCUUGACUAUGGAGCUUCAAGUGUCUGCUGAAGAUCUUGCUUGGAAGUUUCAGAAGGGUAGCCGUAGAGCCAUGUCUCAGAGGGGUAGCCGGGUUAAUCUGUAUCUACAAAAACAGGAGUCCUGUUGCACCUCGUUGUUUUUGCUUGGGAGUGACUGUGCCAGAAAAGCACCCCUGUAUUCACGCUCCACGGACAAUUAAUUGGCAAAUGCUCUUAAACCGCUUGCGAGAAAUCACAGGAAUUAAGGAUUCCUCCUUUCUUCAUGCAGCCCUGAAGGCGGCUAAUGGCGACCUAACAGAUGCAGUCACCUUCCUUACUGAGGAGCAUGUUAACGAGCCAGGCCAGGAAGCCGUUGCUGUGGAACCGUCUGACUGUGAAGGGAGUGCUGUGGGCAAAGAGCUACCCACCAAUGCAAUUGAUCUAAAACCUGAUAACAAAGAUGACCUCCAGGCAGUCAUUGCUCUCAGCUUAUUGGAGUCUCUAGAAGUUCAAGCAGUGGAAAGAGAUGCUAACAGGGCCCACAAAGCAAACGCUGCUGAAAACAAAAAUCGCUCCAAAAGAAAACGGUGUGAAGUCUGGGGGGAGAAUCCCAAGCAGAAUGAGUGGAGGAGAGUGGAUGACUGGCCUGUUGGCAUGAAGAACAUUGGAAAUACAUGCUGGUUUAGCGCAGUCAUACAGUCUCUCUUCCAGCUGCCGGAAUUUCGUAGGCUGGUCCUUGGUUAUUCUCUCCCACAAAGUAUGCUUGAGAAUUGUCGAAGUCGCUGUGAAAAGAGAAAUAUUGCAUUCAUGCAGGAACUUCAGUGUCUCUUUGCUUUAAUGCUGGGGACACAGCGUAAAUUUGUAGAUCCGACUGCCGCACUGGAAAUUUUAAAAGGUGCAUUUAAAUCUCCUGACGAACAGCAGCAAGAUGUGAGUGAAGUCACACACAAGCUUCUGGAUUGGCUAGAGGAUGCAUUCCAGUUGUCUGUGAAUGCAAACAGCAGCCCUCAAGACAAAUCAGAAAACCCAAUGGUGCAACUCUUCUAUGGGACUUCCUUGACUGAAGGGGUCCACGAGGGCAAGACCUUUUCAAAGAUAGAGACCUUUGGCCAGUAUCCCCUUCAGGUAAACGGUUAUCAGAACUUGAACGAAUGUUUGGAAGGGGCCAUGGUAGAAGGAGAAAUCGAACCACUUCCUUCUGAUCAGUCAGUGAAGUAUGGACAAGAGCGUUGGUUUACGAAGCUUCCUCCAGUAUUGACCUUUGAACUCUCCCGGUUCGAGUUCAAUCAGUCACUAGGACAGCCAGAGAAGAUUCACAACAAACUAGAGUUUCCCCGGACUAUUUACAUGGACAGGUAUUUGUACAGAAGUAAAGAGAUUAUUCAAAAGAAGAGAGAAGAGACCAGGAAGCUGAGGAAACAAAUAGCCAUUCUGCAGCAGAAAUUGGAAAGAUACAUGCAAUACGGCUCUGGCCCAAGCCGUUUCCCAUUACCUGACAUGCUGCAGUAUGUUUGUGAAUUUGCCAGUACCAAGCUACCAUUAGUUCCCUCUGCUCAGGACUCUCGGACAAUGCCAACUCAGUCCCAAGCUGAGUGCUGUGAUCUGAAUGAACCUCUGCAGCAAAACAGUGUAUUAGAAACAGAAAGUACCGAGAGCAUUGAAGGUGCUGCAUCCGUUUUGAUAAACCCUUCACCCCAGCAAGAAUGUGUGAGCAAGAUGCCCCAGCCCUCCUAUUUACCAGCGGAAAUGUCUGAAUGCCCGGCUCCUCAUGUGGUCACCGAGGAGGAGAUGAGUCUUGUGAGGACAUGCCUGCAGCGCUGGAGGAGUGAGACUGAACAGGACAUGCAAGAUCUGAAGGACCGUAUUACCAGAAUCAACCAGUCCAUUGAUCAAAUGUAUGGUGACCCUGUUCUCCGUCAGGUCCCUUAUCGCUUGCAUGCUGUCCUGGUUCAUGAGGGUCAAGCAAAUGCUGGUCACUAUUGGGCCUACAUAUACAACCAGCCCCGGAAAAGCUGGCUUAAAUACAAUGACGUCUCGGUGACAGAAUCAUCCUGGGAAGAACUAGAGAGAGAUUCAUAUGGAGGCCUGAGGAAUGCCAGUGCCUACUGCCUGAUGUACAUCAAUGAUAAGCUACCCCACUUCGUUGCAGAUGAUGAUGAUGAUGAUGCAAAAGCAGGACACUUUCAGAAAGAAGUAGAAGCCCUGCCACUUGAACUUCAGAAUUACAUACAGGAGGACAACUGGAGGCUUGAACAGGAGGUGGAGGAAUGGGAACAGGAGCAGUCCUGCAAGAUUCCUCAGAUAGAGUCUUCAGCUAAUUGUGAAUCUCAGGAUUUCACUUCUGAAUCGAGACAAGACACAUCAUCAGGCUGUGAACGCAGCAUUUGCUCGCUCUCCUCAGAACAUGCCAGGAUCACCAAGGACCAGACUGCCCAGGCCAUUGCAAAUACAGCAAAUGCCUACGAGAAGAACGGUGUGGAAGCUGCUCUGUGUAAGACAAAGGAGGCAGAACCAGCGAAGGUCCAGCUGAGAGAAACGGCCCUGACAGUACAGUCAGAACAGCAACAGGAUGCUAAGGGGACAGAGUCUGCUGCCCAGCCUAGCUCGCAGGUUUCUGAAGUGGAGAUCCCCAGAGUGGGGAAGAUUCUGGUUAGAUCCGAUGCAGAUGGAUAUAAUGAGGAGGUGAUGCUUAGCCCAGCCAUGCAGGGUGUGAUCCUGGCUAUUGCUAAAGCCCGUCAGACCUUUGACCGGGAUGGGUCUGAAGCAGGGCUUGUUAAGGCAUUCCGUGAAGAAUACUCCCGACUGUAUCUGCUAGCUAAAGAGACCCCCACACCUCACAGUGAUCCUCGGCUGCAGCAUGUGCUCAUCUACUUCUUGCAGAACAAUGCUCCCAAACAGGUAGUGGAGCGGACCCUCCUGGAGCAGUUUGCAGAUAAAAACCUCAGCUAUGAUGAAAGGUCAAUUAGCAUUAUGCAAGUAGCACGCGCGAAGCUGAAGGAGAUUGGUCCCGAUGAUUUGAACAUGGAGGAAUAUAAGAAAUGGCAUGAAGACUACAGUUUGUUUCGCAAGGUGUCUGUUUAUCUGCUGACCGGAUUGGAACUCUACCAGAAUAGAAAGUAUCAGGAAGCACUGAGCUACCUGGUGUAUGCCUACCAAAGCAAUGCUGCCCUGCUGAUGAAAGGACCCAACAGAGGGGUGGAUAAAUCACUGACUGCUUUGUACAGAAGGAAAUGCCUCUUGAAGCUGAAUGACAUGGCAGCGGCCCAGUUUGUGAGCAGCGCCGAGGCAGAUGUGCUGGAGGGCGUUAACAUCCUGAAUGAGCUGAUCAUCCCCUGCAUGCACCUCAUUAUCAAUAAUGACAUCUCCCAGGAUGACCUGGAUGCCAUUGAGGUCAUGAGGAACCGCUGGUGCUCUUAUCUCGGACAGGAAGACAUGGAUGCGAACCUGCAAAUGAAGUUGGGCGAACUGCUCCCCAGGCUCCUGGACUGCUCUGCAGAGGUCAUCGUUCUAAAAGAACCCCCGAAGAUCCGGCCCAACUCCCCCUAUGACCUCUGCAGCCGCUUCGCAGCCGUGAUGGAGUCUAUUCACGGGGCCUCGCCUGUGACUGUCAAAUAAACAUCCAACUUUCCGGCCCUAGAUGUGACACGUAGUAAUCCACCUGUCGGUAUAAUGCCCUGUGUCAGACCACAUUUGAAUGCAAGAGGGAGAAUAGGCAGAUAAAGAUGUUUCAUACCCAGAUGCAAGCCAUGGGUGUUGAUCCAAAGGAAUGCAAAGCAGUAUUGCACUUUUAAGAAAUAAUUGUCAAUUAUGCAAAGGACAGGAAUCACGGUAGCAAGAUGGCACAGCAUAUGGCUGGUGGUAACAGCUGCUUCUCAUCCCCACAACAAAAAAAAGGGGUUGUGUCUUCGUUUCUUGCCACUUUCAAAAAAUGUCCCUUAGGCGCAGAUACUUGGGAUGGUCACAACGGCCGAACAGGAGAAUGGUUCAUUGACAAAUAAGUGACACUUCUUAGCUUUAUUUCCAGAAAGUAUGUCCUCGCCUUUCUAAAUUCUUAACUGAAAGAACUUAUCCAUUCAGAUCUUGCCAAAGUACUGCUGGCAGGAAUUGAUUUGGGAGACUGAGAGACAGUGAGGAUUGAUGGAGCACAGUGUGUAUAAGACAGGCAGUCAUGCAUGCAGCUGCAUAUUUUACUUGAGUGAAGUCAAACAGGAAGUAAAGGUGUCUCUCGUCUUUUUACCUGUCAAACAAAUAUGCAGGGCUCUUUUUGUGACAGACAAGCAAAUACUGACAUAUGAUGGAACCUAAUUUUAAAAGAUUGUCUUCUGCACCGUAUCACUGUGAUGAUAAUUACUAACUAGCUAAAGGAAAUAAAAGCCCCAAAGGGAAUUCCUCUCUCAGAUCUGAAAAUACUUCCUUCUCCACCAAGGUUAUUGGUGAAAAAAUUGAGCAGUGGACAAUAACGUUAAAGCGUGUAUAUUUGUAAUUUUUUUUGUAAAAAUUUACUGGGGGAGUGAGGGACAGAACCACAGCGGAACACUUUUUAAGGGCAGCCUAUGUUUUAUUUGAAUGACAAAAUUGUUGAAACCAAAAUGCUCUGAAUAAAUGGGGGAAAGAAUUCCUAUUUGAUAGGACUAUGCAGGUUUUAUAAAUGUGCAAUAAAACCAUUUGUUCUAUUUUAGAUGUGAAA
Molecule: messenger RNA, 5389 nt
Organism: Pelodiscus sinensis (Chinese soft-shelled turtle)
Lineage: Eukaryota; Metazoa; Chordata; Testudines; Trionychidae
Source: RefSeq, a predicted model, not a curated record